GCCACAAAAAAAAAAAAAAAAUGAGAAUUCUGCUUCUAUUUCCCUUUCUCGGCCUCUUUCUAACGGCGGCCGCCGCCUCUUCCGCCGGAACCACCGCAAACGCAACAGACUUCAUCCGCAUGAACUGCGACACCACACUAUACCCAGAGCUCUGCUACCACUCACUAGCCGGGUACGCCAACGCCGUACAGCAGGACCCGGCUCGGCUGGCUCGGGUAGCCGUCGGCGUGAGCUUGUCCCGCGCCAAGAAGAUGGCCCUGUACAUAGCCAAUCUUUCCCGAAAUGCCGACUACGGAGCCGACCCGCGGGCUUCCUCCGCCCUGCACGACUGCUCCUCCGUGAUGGGGGACGCGGUGGACCUGAUACGAGGGUCGGUGAAGCAGAUGCGGCGGCUGACGACGGGCGGCGGCGGAGGAGGAGAGGAGCUGAGGUUCGAGCUGAGCAACGUGCAGACGUGGAUGAGCGCGGCGUUGACGAACGAGGACACGUGCGUUGACGGAUUCGAGGAUGUUUCCGAGGGGCCGGUGAAAAUGGACGUGUGUGAUCGGACGAUGAGGGUGAAGGAGGUGACGAGCAAUGCGCUGGCGCUUGUGAACAGCUUUGUGGCUAAGGUUAUGGUCCCAUGACUACUGAUGAACAUGACUCCUCACAAAUUGAGAUAUUAUUAUUUUGUCAAUAUAUAUGUAAUAUAUAUUUGUAUACUAGGUUCAUUUUCGUCUGUUGUUAAAUACUAUAUAUUAAAAAAAAAAAUAGUAAGUUAAUGAAAUUGGAGCUGAGUUAUUAAUUUUGGAGUUACCUGAAUAUAUAUGUCAGGUGGAUAGUUCCACUCUGGCUUUCCGUUCCU
This is a messenger RNA of Erythranthe guttata (spotted monkey flower), 844 nucleotides long. NCBI's taxonomy places the organism in Eukaryota, Viridiplantae, Streptophyta, Magnoliopsida, Lamiales, Phrymaceae. The record is from RefSeq and is a predicted model, not a curated record.